AUGGCAUGCAGAUAUGAUCCCACCAGAAAGGUUGUCCCUGUUUCCCUGGCACGUUCCCAUCAGCGCAAGGCGCCCAAGCGUGGGGGUAAACUGGGGUUUGGGCCAAGGUGGGGGGGAGGGGAGAGGGAAGAGGACGAGAUGCUCCAGGACGACCGGAAGAGCCCGCCCGUUGCGCUAUCUCUGUCCCCGUACCAUGGCCAUGGGCUCCAGGAGACGAAUCCUUCUGCCCCGUUGGCUUAUGAGAUUUGCUCCGCCGCGGAGAAUGAGUUGGACUAA
Messenger RNA from Thermochaetoides thermophila DSM 1495, 276 nucleotides. RefSeq lists its product as uncharacterized. The coding region runs from base 1 to 276 and encodes 91 amino acids. The record is from RefSeq and is a predicted model, not a curated record. NCBI's taxonomy places the organism in Eukaryota, Fungi, Ascomycota, Sordariomycetes, Sordariales, Chaetomiaceae. The transcript has a single exon.